GAGGAGGGUAUAGAAGUAAUUGCAUUCUACGAAGCGGUAGUGUUAGUAUAGUAUAUGAUAUUUGGGGAUACAUGUAAUGGAGGUGCAGCGCACCGCCUAGGGUUUGUUAAAGGGGAGGAAGCAGACGCAUAAAAUGGUGGAGAGGACGGGAAAAGGCAGAAAAGAGGAGGUUGUCACCAGAGAGUACACCAUCAACCUCCACAAGCGUCUCCAUGGAUGCACAUUUAAGAAGAAGGCUCCAAAGGCUAUAAAAGAGAUCAGGAAGUUUGCCCAAAAGGCCAUGGCAACAACUGAUGUCAGGGUUGACGUUAAGCUCAACAAGCAUGUGUGGAGCCGUGGGAUCCGGAGCGUGCCUAGGAGAAUUCGGGUUCGUAUUGCACGCAAGAGAAAUGAUGAGGAGGAUGCUAAGGAGGAGUUCUACUCACUGGUUACUGUUGCUGAGAUCCCUCCAGAGGGUUUAAAAGGGUUGGCCACCAAGGUCAUUGAUGAAGAAGAUUGAGCGUGGAAUCGGUCCAUCCUUCCAAUUUUUCGAUAUUUUUUAGUUAGUUAACCCAAUUUGUGUUUGAUUCUCUUGUUUCUUUCAAGGAACCUAAAAGUUGUUAUUUUUGCAUUUUGUUGUUCUUUGAUGUCAAAUGCUAGUACUUCAUUUAUACUUUUGGUUGGGAAAAUGUUUCAGCUUAGAAACAUUACAAAGUCCGGUCUUGCCUGUAACUUGAAUUUUGGAUGGCCUGGAUCGUCUAUUUAUGGUGUUCAGCCCACCAUUAAAGUUUCUAGUGCUAGGAAUUCCGAGCAAUGUAUGCUUUUGUUCACUAAGAAUUGUUUCAAGUUCAAAUAAAUCCUUUAAUUAUCA
Molecule: messenger RNA, 850 nt
Organism: Rubroshorea leprosula
Lineage: Eukaryota; Viridiplantae; Streptophyta; Magnoliopsida; Malvales; Dipterocarpaceae
Source: the annotation of a GenBank genome assembly